UCAACACGCUGCCAAAAUUGCCUCAAAAGUCGAUCAUUAUUAUCAAACAUCUUCAAUUUUUACUAUAAAUGUUCGCACACCGAUGCUGUACAUCAUCAGUCAACUCCCAGCAUCCACACCAGCUUCAACAGCAACCGUAACCGAAGCUGAAAACCAUCUCUUUUCUACCCAAAAUGUACAAGAUCGUUGCAGUUCUGGCCUGCUUGGCUGUUGCAGCCAUGGCUCUGCCGUACAACCAUCCGGCUCAGGAAUCUAAGGAGGAACACCAUCCCGCGCAGUACAAGUUCGAAUACGGAGUUAAGGAUGACCACACCGGAGAUCACAAGACCCAGUGGGAACAGCGGGAAGGAAAGCACGUGAAGGGCCAAUACACCCUGGAAGAUGCUGACGGUGGCCAUCGCCUGGUAGAGUACGAAUCUGAUGCCCACGGAGGAAUCAACUUCCAUGUGUCGAAGAUUGGCGGAAGUGGUGGAGGUGGUGGACACGGCCCUGCCCCACCAGCGGCUCCCGUCAAGAAACCUGCCAACUUCAAGAAAGCCCACUAUUGAGAAGUGACAGAAGGCAAGCAGUUUUUUGAAUGCUUCGUUUCGCCAAAUCAGCCAUUCAGUACUACGGGUGCUGAGUAGGGAUUGUGUCGAUCAAAAUGACUCGAUGAAUUUGUGAAUUGUGAUACUUAGUCAUAGCUUAGGCAAGAAAUUAGGUGAAUCAAAUUUGAAUAUGCGUUAAGCUAGAUUGAGCUUGUGAUGUUCUGCCAUCAACUCGAGUUAGCCGCCAAACAGUUUUCCUUGCCAACACUUCUGAUCUUUUCCAGUAUCUUAACCAACCAACUGUAUGUUUCGUAUGCAGAAGGAAAUUUUCUGCUCAUAUUUAGUGGUAAUUCAGUUCGUUCGAAAGAUUUUUCUAGAUUGGCUUAUCCAAGUGUUGAUUUUGUUGGGCAAGGAGACGAAUUGUAUAGCAAGAUGCUCCAGGCAAUAAUUUGAAACUCAAAAGAUUCGGGGAGCUCUUAAGAACUGUAAGAAAAUUUGAAUACUAAAUUUAUUCUAGUUUUGUGAUGAUUCUUAAGAUUUUCUUGAAUCUAAUUAACCUAAAGUUAGGGCGUAUGAGAUGAUCAUUAACAGAAAGAUAGUUUAUUCAAUGAAAUCUUCCAUAAGAAUAUCCAACGACUGAAAGUACUUUUAAUAAAGAUUAUAAAGCAAUGAACUAUAAAGUAA
Messenger RNA from Aedes albopictus (Asian tiger mosquito), 1211 nucleotides. Its product is annotated as larval cuticle protein A2B. The coding region runs from base 174 to 548 and encodes 124 amino acids. Lineage: Eukaryota; Metazoa; Arthropoda; Insecta; Diptera; Culicidae. Gene Ontology annotation, cellular component: extracellular matrix. The transcript has 2 exons. The record is from RefSeq and is a predicted model, not a curated record.